UCUGCAACACAAACCACGCUUCACAAUGUCUUCUUCUUCCUUUACCAUGUCAGUAUUGCUCUCCCUGUCUCUUUUCUCACUCUUUGCAUUCAUUGCUCAGGCUCAAGUUCCGGCAAACCAAACUUUCAAGUUUGUCAACGACCAAGAGUUUGGCCCUUACAUAGUAGAAUACGACGGAAGCUACCGUAUGCUUAGCAUCUUUGCCGCUCCUUUCCAACUUGCCUUCUACAACACAACCCCGAAUGCCUUCACGUUGGCUCUCCGGAUGGGCCUGACCCGCUCGGAGUCCCUCUUCCGUUGGGUUUGGGAGGCCAACCGAGGAAACCCCGUUGGCGAAAAUGCCACCCUCACUUUUGGGACUGACGGAAACCUGGUCUUGGCCCACGCCGACGGCCGCGUGGCAUGGCAAACCAACACGGCCAAUAAGGGUGUCGUGGGCCUCAAGUUGCUUCCAACCGGAAACUUGGUGCUCUACAACUCGAAGGGCAGUUUCGUUUGGCAAAGCUUCGACUACCCGACGGAUACUUUGUUGGUUGGCCAGUCGCUUAGGGCAGGGGGAGUGAACAAGCUCGUGAGCCGGCUAUCUGAGGCAGAAAACAAAGACGGGCCAUACAGCUUGGUGAGGGAGCCUAAAGGAUUGGCUUUGUACUACAAAAGCGCCAAUUCCCCAAAGCCUUUGCUCUACUUCUCAUUCUCUGAAAGGAUUAACAUUCAGAAGGGCACUUUGGACCAUGUGACAGUAAAUGUGUCUCCGGAUACGGAUGAGGGUUUUGCCUAUAACAUAAACCUAGAUUAUCAAGUGGGUAACACUACUACCUCGGGUGGAAUCAUUCUAGCAAGACCCAAGUACAACAGCACGCUGACAUUCCUCAGGCUCGGCAUCGAUGGAAAUGUUAAGCUUUACACUUACAACGACAAGGUCGAUUGGGGUGCUUGGGAGGUGACCUUUAGUCUUUUCGACAGAGAUAAUUGGAUUUGGGAAACCGAGUGCCAAUUGCCCGAGCGAUGCGGAAGCUUUGGGGUUUGCGAGGACAGCCAGUGUGUUGCUUGCCCAUCUUCUAGUGGAGUCUUGUUGGGUUGGAGCAAGACUUGUGCGGCCGAGAAGCUAACUUCUUGUGAUGCAAAGAGCUUCCACUACUACAAAAUCGAAGGGGUUGAUCAUUUCUUGAGCAAGUUCACUAGUGGAUCGGCUACAACGGAGGUCGCUUGUGGUAAAAAGUGCACUUCCGACUGCAAGUGUCUGGGGUACUUUUACAACAGGGAUUCGUCAAGGUGUUGGAUAGCUUAUGAUUUGAAGACCUUGACCAAAGUUGCCAACUCCACUCAUGUGGGUUACAUCAAGGUAUCUAAUCACUAGUAUCAUAUGGGUUGUAUCAAUUAAUUAAUUAAGCCCCUAAUCUGCGUUGGGGGCAGUUUGUUGUAUUUCUCAUUCAUUAUUGCCUGUAAUAAUGAUCUGGAAUAAGAGCUCUGUUGUGCUUCUAAGAGAUUCUCA
Messenger RNA from Rosa rugosa (rugosa rose), 1492 nucleotides. Its product is annotated as epidermis-specific secreted glycoprotein EP1-like. The coding region runs from base 26 to 1357 and encodes 443 amino acids. The transcript has a single exon. The record is from RefSeq and is a predicted model, not a curated record. NCBI's taxonomy places the organism in Eukaryota, Viridiplantae, Streptophyta, Magnoliopsida, Rosales, Rosaceae.